Messenger RNA from Microtus oregoni (creeping vole), 930 nucleotides. RefSeq names its product mucin 19, oligomeric (gene Muc19). Gene Ontology annotation, molecular function: protein binding. Bases 1 to 930 code for a protein of 309 amino acids. The record is from RefSeq and is a predicted model, not a curated record. The transcript is spliced from 11 exons. NCBI's taxonomy places the organism in Eukaryota, Metazoa, Chordata, Mammalia, Rodentia, Cricetidae.
AUGGAGAAGUUCGCACAGACUGUCUACUCUGAUGAUAUCAACACAAUUCCCCACUUUCUCCACCAAAUCCUUGAACCUCGCAUUCUUGGUUUUACUUUUUCAGAAGCUACAACUUCAGCAGAAAAUAGUGAGACCCAUGGGAGCAGAGGGACAACAGGUACCACCCGUGCACCUGUCAGAGUGACUGAGACAUCUGGGAGUUCCAGCACAGGAGUCCCCAAGGAAGUACCAGGCAGCCAAAGCACAAGAGGAAACACAGUGUGUCAUGGUCCACUGGGAGAAGAGAAAUCUCCGGGGGACACAUGGACGUCUAACUGCCACCAGUGUACCUGUACUGAAGCACAGGCUGUCGACUGCAAACCUAAAGAGUGUCCUUCUCCGCCCACCUGCAAAACUGGAGAGAAGCUGAUAACGUUCAAAUCGAAUGAUUCCUGCUGUGAAAUUGGCCACUGUGAACCAAGAACAUGUUUAUUUAACAAUACUGAUUAUGAGAUUGGUACAUCCUUUGAUGACCCUAGCAACCCAUGUGUCUCCUACACCUGCAACAGCACUGGUUUGGCAGCUGUGGUUCAGAACUGCCCGAAGCAAACCUGGUGCGCAGAAGGAGAGAGAACCUACGAUUCAAAGAAAUGUUGCUAUACAUGUAAGAGUGAGUGCAGAACUUCUCCUGUGAAUGUGACCAUUAGGUAUAAUGGCUGUAGGAAGAGAGUUGAGAUGGCCAGAUGUAUAGGAGACUGCAAAAGGACCCUCAAGUACAAUUAUGAGACCUUCCAAUUGGAAAAUUCCUGUGUUUGCUGCCGUGAAGACAACUAUGAAUACAGGGACAUUGCCCUCGAUUGCUCUGAUGGCAGCACCCUCGAAUACAGAUACAGGCACACUACAACCUGCUCCUGUCUGGACCAGUGUGAACAGUCUACAGACAGCCAAUAG